AUAGUUGUAGAAGAAUUCCUAGAAGAUAUAAACAAUAUUUUGAAUUCUGGAGAGGUACCUAAUCUGUUUGAAAAGGAUGAGCUGGAGUUUGUCAUGGCAGCUACUCGACCCAAGGCAAAAGAAGUAGGAAUAGCAGAGGGCAACAGAGAUGAGGUUUUUCAGUACUUCAUUAAUCGAGUCCGACAGAAGCUACACGUUGUCCUGUGUAUGAGUCCUGUUGGAGAUGCUUUCCGAGCACGGUGCCGAAUGUUUCCCUCCCUUGUGAAUUGCUGCACGAUUGACUGGUUUGUGCAGUGGCCAAAAGAAGCACUUCUUUCUGUAUCAAGAACUUUUUUUAUGCAUGUUGAUCUUGGAAGUGAUCGAAUGAAAGAGAAACUUUCUGUAAUGUGUGUAGACAUCCACAUGAGUGUUACAGAGAUGGCAGAACAGUAUUAUGCUGAGCUCCGGCGACGCUACUACACAACACCAACUUCUUAUUUAGAGUUAAUCAAUCUUUAUUUGUCCAUGCUUGCUGAAAAAAGGAAGCAACUGGUUUCAGCUCGGGAUCGGGUAAAAAAUGGUUUGUCCAAACUGUUAGAGACAAAUGUGCUUGUUGACAAAAUGAAAUUAGAUCUUUCUGCUUUAGAACCAAUUCUCAAGGAGAAAUCAGUGGAUGUUGAGGCUUUGAUGGAAAAAUUAGCAGUCGACCAAGAAAACGCUGAUCAGGUUAGGCGUGUUGUUCAGGAAGAUGAAGCUGUUGCAAAAGUAAAAGCGGAGGAAACUCAGGCAAUAGCUGAUGAUGCCCAGCGAGAUUUGGAUGAAGCCCUUCCAGCUUUAGAAGCUGCCAACAAAGCCUUAGAUUCUUUAGAUAAGGCAGAUAUUUCUGAAAUCAGAGUUUUCACUAAACCGCCUGAUCUUGUCAUGACAGUGAUGGAAGCUAUUUGUAUUCUUUUAAAUGCAAAGCCUGACUGGGCAACAGCAAAACAACUACUUGGGGAUUCCACCUUCCUGAGGAGGCUUCUAGAAUAUGAUAAAGAAAAUAUAAAGAGCGCGAUAUUAAUGAAGCUUCAGAAAUACGUAAACAAUCCUGACUUUGUGCCAGAAAAGGUAGAGAAAGUGUCAAAGGCAUGCAAGUCUAUGUGCAUGUGGGUGAGAGCGAUGGAUUUAUACUCUCGCAUUGUGAAGGUGGUUGAGCCAAAAAGGCAAAAGUUACAUGGUGCCCAGGCAGAACUUGAUGCAACUUUAGCUACACUUCGUGAUAAGCAAAAAAAACUGAAACAGGUAGAGGAACAAAUACAGGAAUUACAAGAUCAAUAUGAAAGAAGUGUGGAUGAAAAAGAAAGCCUUGCAAAGACCAUGGCACUGACUCAGGCUCGUCUCAACCGCGCUGGAAGACUUACAGCUGCAUUAGGGGAUGAACAGGUUCGAUGGGAAGAAAGUAUUUUGAAUUUUGAGGCAGAGAUUUCAAAUAUCACUGGAAAUGUUUUCAUAGCUGCUGCUUGUGUAGCUUACUAUGGGGCUUUUACUGCACAUUAUAGACAAUUGUUAAUUGAAUGCUGGAUCAAACAAUGCCAAGAUCUAGACAUUCCUAUUAGUUCUGACUUCAGUCUUAUAAAUAUUUUGGGAGACCCCUAUGAAAUUCGACAAUGGAAUACUGAUGGAUUACCUCGCGAUUAUGUUUCUACUGAAAAUGGCAUUCUAGUUACACGUGGGCGGCGCUGGCCACUCAUGAUUGAUCCUCAGGAUCAGGCAAACCGUUGGAUAAGAAACAAAGAAGCAAAAUGUGGUUUAAAAAUAAUUAAGCUCACGGACACUGGUUUCCUGCGUACACUGGAGAAUGCUAUUCGUCUGGGUUUACCUGUGCUUCUAGAAGAGAUUAAAGAAACGCUUGAUCCAGCCCUGGAACCUAUUCUUUUGAAGCAGACUUUCAUUUCUGGUGGAAGACUGUUAAUUCGCCUUGGAGAUUCAGACAUAGAUUAUGAUAAAAACUUCAAGUUCUACAUGACAACAAAAAUGCCAAAUCCUCACUAUUUACCUGAGGUGUGCAUCAAAGUAACUAUAAUAAAUUUCACUGUUACCCGAUCUGGUCUGGAAGAUCAACUGCUAAGUGAUGUUGUGCGAUUAGAAAGACCAGAACUAGAGGAACAAAGAACACAGCUCAUUAUCAGAAUCAAUGCUGAUAAGAAUCAACUGAAAGCAAUUGAAGAUAAAAUUCUAAAAAUGCUUUUUACAUCAGAAGGGAAUAUUCUGGACAAUGAAGAACUCAUCAAUACACUUCAAGACUCAAAGAUUACCUCUGGUGCCAUUAAAAUAAGGCUUGUAGAAGCAGAAACUACAGAAGAAAAAAUAAAUGCUGCUCGUGAAAAAUAUCGCCCUGUUGCUACUCGAGGAUCAGUUAUGUAUUUUGUAAUUGCAAGUCUUUCUGAUAUUGAUCCAAUGUAUCAGUUUUCUUUAAAAUAUUUCAAACAGCUAUUUAAUGUAACAAUUGAAACUUCUGAAAAAAAUGAUGUUCUGGAAUUGCGAUUAGCAAUCCUACUUAGUCAGACUCUCUAUGCAACUUACACUAAUGUUUCCCGAGGCCUUUUUGAACAGCACAAACUCAUCUACAGCUUCAUGCUGUGCAUUGAAAUCAUGCGGCAGAAAGAAGAACUUACAGACCUUGAAUGGAAUUUUUUCUUGCGUGGAGCUGCUGGUUUGGAUAAGGAACGGCCUGCCAAACCUCAGAUUCCAUGGCUGGAAGAAAAUACGUGGUUUAUGUGCUGUGACUUAGAAGAAACACUUCCAAGUUUUGAGGGCAUUCAAAAAGACAUAUUGCUCAAGCCCAUUUUCAUUAAACUAGGGCAACUUGAUAUUCAUAUCAAUCCAGAAGAGUGGGAAGGCUAUAAGUCUGAAGUUGACGAAAAGAAAAAAAAAGAUGACAAGCCAUACAUUCCCUGGGAUAAUAGGCUGACCAUGUUUCAGAAGUUAAUUAUAGUGAAAUGUUUUGCGGAAGAGAAGAUCGUGUCAGCACUUACCGAGUUUGUAAUGGAGAACCUUGGGAAGCAAUUCAUUGAGAAUCCUCCAGUUGAUCUGGCAACUCUUUACCAAGAUAUGUCUCCUGCCACACCGCUGGUAUUCAUCUUAAGUACAGGCUCUGACCCCAUGGGGGCAUUCCAAAGAUUUGCAAAAGAGCGAGACUAUUCAGAACGAGUGCAAUCAAUCUCAUUAGGACAAGGACAAGGACCUAUUGCUGAAAGAAUGAUUAAGGAUGCACUGAGAACAGGAAAUUGGAUAUUUCUUCAGAAUUGUCAUUUAGCUGUUUCAUGGAUGUUAGCAAUGGAAGAGCUGAUAAAAACAUUUACAGAGCCAGGUGCCACUAUCCAUGAAAGCUUUCGACUCUAUUUGAGUUCCAUGCCAUGUACUACUUUCCCUGUCACUGUCCUUCAGAAUUCUGUCAAGGUAACAAAUGAACCCCCUAAAGGUCUACGGGCAAACAUCAGAAGAGCCUUCACAGAAAUGACUCCCACAUUUUUUGAGGAAAAUAUCUUGGGCAAAAUCUGGAGAAAAAUAAUUUUUGGUAUUUGCUUUUUUCAUGCAAUUAUUCAGGAAAGGAAAAAAUUUGGACCCCUUGGCUGGAAUAUAUGUUAUGAAUUUAAUGACAGUGACAGAGAAUGUGCCUUAUUAAACCUCAAUCUUUAUUGCCAAGAAGGAAAAAUACCCUGGGAUGCCCUCACAUAUAUAACAGGGGAGAUUACAUAUGGAGGACGAGUUACAGAUGCUUGGGAUCAAAGGUGUCUUCGCACAAUCCUAAAGAGGUUUUUUUCUCCUGAAACUUUGGAAGAGAAGUAUAAAUAUUCUGAAUCAGGAAUAUAUUUUUCCCCUGUGGCUGACAGUUUGCAAAACUUUAAGGAGUAUAUUGAAAACCUUCCUUUGAUUGAUGACCCAGAAAUAUUUGGAAUGCAUGAAAAUGCCAAUUUAGCAUUCCAGCGAAAGGAAACUAAUACUCUGAUUACUACAAUACUUGAUGUUCAGCCACGAACCACAGCACAGGGAUCAGGAAAAAGCAAUGAUGAGAUUGUGCAAGAGCUUGCUAGUUCAAUCCUUGCUAAAAUUCCUGAGAAGCUGGACAUGGACCUUGCUGCAGAAAUACUUUUUGUGAAGGAUAGCAAAUGUCGACUAGAUUCUCUAACUACCGUUCUUGGGCAAGAAAUUGAUCGUUUUAAUGGUCUUCUCAGUCUGCUAAGGAUCUCUCUACAAACACUCAACAAAGCCAUUGCGGGGCUUGUAGUAAUGUCCGAAGAAAUGGAGAGAGUGUAUCACAGCUUUCUUAAUAAUCAGGUUCCAGGCCUCUGGGCCAACGCCGCAUAUCCAUCUCUGAAACCUUUGGGGUCCUGGGUGAAAGACCUUGUGCUCAGGACAAGCUUCAUAGAUUUCUGGCUCAAAAGAGGUCAGCCUAAAUCAUUUUGGAUUUCUGGUUUCUUUUUUCCACAAGGAUUUUUGACAGGAACUCUUCAGAAUCAUGCUCGAAAAUAUAACUUACCAAUUGAUGAGCUUAGUUUUAGUUACAACGUCAUUCCUGCCUACAGAGACCAAACACAAGUAGCAGAAGCUGCGAAACUGUGCCACUUUGGCAAUGAAUUACCAAUGGAUGAAAAGUUGCCUUCUCCUGAGGACGGGGUGCUGGUUCAUGGCAUGUUUAUGGAUGCCAGUCGUUGGGAUGACGAUGAAAUGGUUAUAGAAGAUGCGUUACCUCGACAAAUGAACCCAAUGCUUCCAGUAAUUCAUUUUGAGCCACAUCAAAAUUAUGAGCCCCACCUGUCGCUAUAUCAUGCGCCCCUCUACAAAACUGGAGCUAGAGCAGGAACUCUGUCCACCACAGGUCAUUCUACCAAUUUUGUGGUUACCGUCUUACUUCCUUCAAAAAGAUCAAGCGACUACUGGAUAUCUAAAGGAUCUGCAUUACUUUGCCAGCUAAAUGAAUAACCAGCAGGGUAGGGUUUCUGUCUACUAGCAAGACCUUGGCAGCAUGCUGAGACUCUAUUCCAGAUGGGGAACAGUAACACUCCAUCACUGUCAUGCCUAUGGAAAUAGAUUCCUGUAUAAACACAUUGUUAGAAGGCCUUACUUCUCUUCAAUUUCAUUUUUUAAAGUGCAUUACAUUUUAUCAACACGUUGGAAUCAAUAUUCACUUUUCAUUUCUCUCAAUUCUUUUGCAUGCAUUCACUGGCAGAUCACCUGGAUUUUUGCAUCAGUAAUACAGGUGUUUUAAAAAAUGUCCACAGAAAGUGCAUGUUUUGUAUCAAAUUAACUUAUUGUGAAUCUUAUCCUUUUAGUCUUUAUAUUUCAUUUUCUUUGUAAAUGUGAUUUGAUUAUAAAAGAAGAUCCUUUAAAAAAAACA
This is a messenger RNA of Thamnophis sirtalis, 5356 nucleotides long. The record is from RefSeq and is a predicted model, not a curated record. NCBI's taxonomy places the organism in Eukaryota, Metazoa, Chordata, Lepidosauria, Squamata, Natricidae.